Messenger RNA from Phycodurus eques (leafy seadragon), 3174 nucleotides. It is a transcript of the gene rmi1, whose product is annotated as RMI1, RecQ mediated genome instability 1, homolog (S. cerevisiae). The coding region runs from base 699 to 2486 and encodes 595 amino acids. Lineage: Eukaryota; Metazoa; Chordata; Actinopteri; Syngnathiformes; Syngnathidae. Gene Ontology annotation, cellular component: nuclear body; RecQ family helicase-topoisomerase III complex. The record is from RefSeq and is a predicted model, not a curated record. Gene Ontology annotation, biological process: resolution of meiotic recombination intermediates; double-strand break repair via homologous recombination. Gene Ontology annotation, molecular function: nucleotide binding. The transcript has 9 exons.
GAGUGGAAGGAGGAUACGCGAGCAGGCUAGCUCGGAAGCGCGUACGUUAGCUACGCGCUUUGUCGAGAACGCCUCUGUUACAUUACAAUUAAAUACCAGUCGCGCCAGUUAUAAUUGCAUUAAUUGCUCCGUGGACAAGAAACCACGACACUUCAGCAAACCCCCGGGCGUCUUCUUCGACAAAUUGCGGGCAUUUAGGGGUACACAUCAGAGCACUUGACGAUAGCCGUUUAGCUACCAGAAGCUAAUACCGCCAUCUUGCUAGAAAAUCAGUUGAACAGGAGUGGCGCGGGCCAUGUUUGCGAACUGAGAAAAGGUGACGCCGGGGGCGCAAUCCGCUCAACAACAAGGUUUAUAACGGCGUAUGGACGAUUCCUUGGUAUUUUGUGAUCCAAAUGUGUCACUAAAACGAACAAAUUAGCGUACAAACCCAAACGCGCGAUGAGACUCUUCGCUGCGGCUCCCUCUUCCUUCGCUACGGAAAAGAAAGCAAGCAACAGAACGCGCGAGCCGAUUGGCGGAGCGCGAGUCAAAAGGCGCCCUUAAGCGAACGUCUGAUUGGCUCUUCUUGCGAUCAAUCAUGAUUAUGGGCGUUUCAACACCCUCGUCUACCGGAAGUCGUUUGAUUUGCAAAAUUAGUUUUUUUGUCUAGUCUGGACUCUCGAGUGUGGUAGGUCAGUGACAAUAGAAGACAGAGGAUGGCUCCUCAGGCUGUGGUCCCGGUGACCCAAGCCUGGCUGCAGUGCACCUGGCAUGUCCGGGUGCCUUUCGCUUGGCUGGAGGCCUGUGUGGAGUGGCUUCAGGAAGAGGCAGGAGGUGCAGACAGACUGUCGCAGCAGCAAAUUAACCAACAGGCGCUUGACCAGUGGCUCUUGACUGACUUGAAGAACUUGGACUACCCGGUUCUCCCUGAAGGACUUGCUCAAGCCCACAAGACUCAGCUCAGCGGUACAUUCUGUGUACAGGUUGACUCAUUACUGGACAUCAGUCAGCCCGCGUACGGUCAGCUGCAGCAAUGGAGAGGCACCGACUGCGCCAAUGACAACGUUUCGGCUGUCACACAGAGCAAUCAGAGGUCGUGGGAGGCCAGACCCACACGUAUGCUCCUGCUGCAGGUGACUGAUGGCGUCCAGAGCCUGGAGGCAAUGGAGUAUCAGCCGAUACCUGCGCUGAGCACUGCUCUUAGACCUGGCGUGAAGCUUCAGCUGCAAGGGCAGAUGAUCUGCAAACUCGGGAUGCUUCUUUUGGGACCAGGCAAUGUGAAGGUCCUGGGCGGGGAAGUGGAAGACUUGGCCGAGAACAACAACCAGGGAAGGAUUCUAUGUCGUGUCCUGGGACUUCCCGAAGAGCAGCAGCAGCAGGAGGAGGAAGUCAGGGGAGAAGCUCCACCAUCACACCAAGAUGAUCCCACAAACCAGGGAGGGCAGGACAUAGAGCUAGAUGAUCUAGAACUACUGGCUGGUCUGGAGGGCCAGGAGGAACUGCAGCAGCAGGAGGAGGUGGAGGUGGUGGAGAGGCUUCCGGUUAGACCCGUUCAAGACAGCGGCUACAGGACGCUCAGCCAGUUUUCCACUCAGUUCUCCAGAACCUUCAAUGUCAGGAGCCUGAGUGCCUCAUCCAGCAGAAGUGAAGCCUCUAUGCCCUCCAACGUGAGCGGAUUCAAUUCAUUCCCAAACGGUCGCUGCAAUAACGAGCCAGAGGAGUCCGAUGUCGUCGAACCUUCGCCUUCCCGGCAAGGCCCGGCGUGGCAUGGUGACGACAAUGACGACUUUCCGGAUGAGGAUUUUGUGUACCUCAUGUUGGACAAUAUGGAGGAAGGCCCUCAAUACUCCUUUCGCUCAGCUCCUCCGCAUGAACCUUCCGUGGACCAGGACGGAGGUGACGUCAUGGAGGACAUGGACUUUUCAGCCGCGGGCAUUGAAUCCUAUGGGGGGAGAGCACAAGAUGCAGAGUCCGGCCAGUUACAUGGGAAUGAAAUAGUUAGGAAAGAAAGUGUACUUCAUAUGGAGAGUCACGUCUCAAUUACUGCAGGAGCAAAAACGGACCCAGAGGGUGACAUCACCCUAACCUCACCCCCGUUUACGUACUUGUGCCUGUUGGACGAGAUCUCCACACCCACUAGCAUAACAAUCAAAGCCUUCAUCGUCACACUCUUGGGAAAACUAAAUGCUAGCGACGGCCUGUGGCGAAUCCGCGCCACACUGUCGGACGGGAGCGGCUACCUGGACGCCGAGCUGUCCGACCGGGUCCUGACGGGCCUGCUGGGCUUCACAGUGGCCGAGAAGGGAGCGAUGAGGCGUGACCCGGCCCGCAGGUCCCAGCUGGAUGCCGGCAUGAGGCGUUGUCAGGAGGAACUCGUGGACAUGUGCUGCCUCAUAACUGUGGAGGUGGGCAUCGGGGGCGGGGGAGCGGUGGUGACCCAGGCCGAGCCUGUCACCGAGGGGGUCUGCCGCGAGCUGGAGCAGAGAGUGAGAGACAGGAAAUGAGAAUGGGAGCAGGGUGGUAAUGAGAACAUAGACAUUUAACAUGAGCACAGUUCUUUUAAUGAGACCUAGGUGCUUUUUUUUUUCCUUUUGGGGAAAUGACUACGAUCAAGCUGCCCUUCUGCUUCCGAUCUGGAGGAGACAACGUGUGAAUCCAUGUCGCAAUGCAUCCCAUCUGCUGCACGCGAAUAUAACAUGCUGUCAUUAGAGAGGGAUUUCAUUCAUUUAUUCACACAACUAUUUCCUUGCAUGCAAUGUCCUUCAUUAUGCUGUGCGCAUUAAAACGUCAAAUGUCUACUAAAUGCUGAAUUGUAGGGCGUAUUUUUAACUGUAACGAGAAGAGUGCGGCAGAGGACCUGAGUUUAUAUUCAAAUUGCUGUAAUGAAUUGCCGCCUUUGCAUUCAUUCAUUACAUCCAUUACGUCUCGCUGGGGAAAUAAUUGAAUAUCCAAGGGCAACGCAGGUCUUCAAUAAAGUCGCCCCCGGGGGAGCAAAUAUGAGGAAAGGAAAAUGAGGAAGUGGUCAUGAUUUUUUAUUAUUUCUCAUCAUUACCGAGGUCCUCUGUGUUUUUGUCCUAAUGAGUUCGUAUGCGUGACACAAACUGUUGUUGACGAUUUGUUAAUUUUAACUAUACAAUUGUUUGAAAGGUGGUUGGUGUUCUGUAAAUGUAACUUUUUUUCUAAUAAACUUCC